Messenger RNA from Psilocybe cubensis, 690 nucleotides. RefSeq lists its product as uncharacterized. Gene Ontology annotation, cellular component: extracellular region. The record is from RefSeq and is a predicted model, not a curated record. The transcript has 3 exons. Gene Ontology annotation, biological process: carbohydrate metabolic process. Gene Ontology annotation, molecular function: cellulose binding. The coding region runs from base 1 to 690 and encodes 229 amino acids. Lineage: Eukaryota; Fungi; Basidiomycota; Agaricomycetes; Agaricales; Agrocybaceae.
AUGCUCGCAUUAACAGCUCUCCGCAUCCUCGUUCUUGGGAGUUUAACAUGGGAGCUUACCCAUCAUUUCCAGUCCUUUGUUGUCAAUGCCCAAAGUCUGCCCACAGCCACAUUUCCAGCUGAGACUUCAACCGCCCCAGUGCCUACCGGAACUACUGUCGCUCACUACGCUCAGUGUGGUGGACUUGGAUGGACGGGUCCUGUAGAGCAUACAAGUAGUAAGGGUCAUGAAUCGGAGUUUCAAAAAAAUCCUCUUAAGAAGGUCCAGGGCGCAACCAGCCGCAACGUCACGUCUUUCCCAACUUACAACCACCCAUUCUUCGUUUCCACUUGCUUCAUACAGCCUCUCUUUCAAACAAUGGGUGCUACUACCAAGCGUUUUGUCCGCGGCUAUAAACUGGACCGGGAAAAAAUUGUUACCGCAUUGGACCUCGAUGCCCAGACCAACUUUGGAAUUUACAUGGAUGUCGCUGAAGUGGUGUAUAAUCGAAUUCGAAAAGUUGACAGCCAUGUAAUCAUGCAAUCUUCGCUAUCUGAAUCUCCCGGGGAUGAGCCAUACUACAUCUUUGUUCUGGACGACGCUAAUGUCAAACAAGUAUUACUUGACAAACCCCUGCCACCAACACCGCCCGUUCUCGACCAUUUUAUGUACCUCCUUUCCGGACCUGUUGUUUGCGAGAUUGCUGGAUAA